Molecule: messenger RNA, 873 nt
Organism: Poeciliopsis prolifica (blackstripe livebearer)
Lineage: Eukaryota; Metazoa; Chordata; Actinopteri; Cyprinodontiformes; Poeciliidae
Product: cytochrome c iso-1/iso-2-like
Exons: 3
Coding region: 137-451 (104 amino acids)
Biological process (GO): mitochondrial electron transport, ubiquinol to cytochrome c; mitochondrial electron transport, cytochrome c to oxygen
Cellular component (GO): mitochondrial intermembrane space
Molecular function (GO): electron transfer activity; heme binding
Source: RefSeq, a predicted model, not a curated record
GGACAGUUCAAUCAUAGCAAAACAAUCAUUUCUGGUCAGCAAGCAAUCAAAAGGGAAGGAGUGUGAAUUUGAGAAAGAAAGGUGAAAACAUUUUCCUGAGGGCGUUUCAACACAUUCCACGCUGACGCUGCUGGCAAUGGGGGACAUCCAAAAAGGAAAGAAGGUGUUUGUCCAGAAGUGCUCCCAGUGUCACUCUGUGGAGGAAGGGGGUCGCCAUAAGGUGGGGCCAAACCUCUGGGGGUUGUUUGGCAGGAAGACGGGCCAGGCACCUGGAUACUCCUAUACUCAGGCCAACAUGGAGAAAGGUAUCAUCUGGGAUGAGGAAACUCUGAAUAUCUACCUUGAAAAUCCCAAAAAGUACAUUCCUGGUACCAAGAUGAUCUUCAGUGGGAUUACAAAGAAGAAAGAAAGAGCAGAUGUUAUUGCCUACUUAAAGGACGCAACCUCCUAAUGCACUGACAUAGUAGACUGCGUUCCAGCAGCUACACAUAGAGGGAUUGAAUGAGCUUUUAUGAGUCAAAAAUGUGUCGUUUCUCUUAUUUUUCUAUGACUGUUCAUUGAGGAAUUAGCUGCUCGACGCACAUAGCACCCAUGCUAAACUUUAAUUUGUUCAAUUAUAUUUAUCUUGUUUGUUCUUGCUGAAGAAAUUGAUUGUUCAGUUCUGGUUUAGAUUUGUAUUGGCCCUUUUUAUGGAUGGGUCGAAUGGGGAAAAUAUUUUACUCUUGUUCUCAUUUUCUCGUAUUUCAAGAACAACAACUCAAAAAUUUCCCAGCACAGAUCUUGAUAGGUUAUGUAUAUAUUUGUAAUUCAACAGCUGGAUUAAUAAUAAUAAGUCAUGUCACAUCAUUUACAUUUUUAAGGGGUGUUUUACAA